This is a messenger RNA of Chara braunii, 1961 nucleotides long. The record is from the annotation of a GenBank genome assembly. Lineage: Eukaryota; Viridiplantae; Streptophyta; Charophyceae; Charales; Characeae.
GCCCACUCGAGGUGGUACCGCCACCCAACCAUACACGAAGGAGGAGGAGGAGAAGAUGGCCGCCAUCCUGCAGGAGAGGAAGGAGAAGAAGGAGGCCAAGAAGAAGGCCUAGAAAGAAGAACAGGCGGCCAAAUUGAAGAAGAUGGAGAAAGAAAUGGCCAGGGAGAAGGAGAGGCUGAUAAAGGAAGAAGAGGAGAAGUUGAAGGAGGUGGAUGAAGAGGAGGAGGGACCACCACUGCAAAGGAGUGGGCAGCACAGCGGCCGCAGCAGUGAUGAGAUGGAGAAGAAGAUUUUGGAGUGGGUCGCCAACUUAUCCCUGGGUGAGGAGGAAGAGGUUGCUAUAUACAUCCCCAAGGAUGAGCAAGAAGCCGCCAUGAAGAAAUGGGAAGUAGAAGAAGAUGUUCUGACGCGGCGGGCGAUGGAGGAUGAACAAAGGAUGGUGUGGAAGCUCGCAGUGAUGAGGGAGAAGAAGAGAAGAGUGGAGGCGGCGAAUGCGGCAAUGCAGGAACUGGAGGAGGUGAGGGCUGCCGUAACAACACAAUUGAUUCCGCAAGUGGAUCUCCAACGUAAAGUGGAGAUCAUCGCCCAGAGCGUUGAGCGGUUAGCUAAAGUGCAAGAAAGGCACUUUGAGUUUAGUCGCAACCUGGAGAUAUCUGUACGCUCGAUGCGAACGGGCUUACGGGAUUUUACUCGCGAACUAGUAGGCGCUGUGGGAUCCAAGGUCUUCCCGGAUCAGCAGUACUUAAUUGCGAUCCAUGCACUUAGAGACGAGGCCGCCAGUUUCGCGAGAUCCCUUGUUCGUGCUGCCAACUUUAGUGACGAUCCAGUUGCGUACUCCUUAUUUACGUCCCUCACCGAAUUCCUGAAGUUGCUGUGCGAGCGAUUUGCUGAUGUUGCUCGCAGUGUCAAGGCCUCAGACAAGCUCCAAACCAUCCAUUCUCGUAAAUGGAAGAGUGCCAAGGCACUCAAGGGUACAAUGAAUGAGUUGGUGGCCGUCCCUGACCAUGGGGUCACAGAGGGCCAAUUGGUCAACCUCUUUAACCAGGCUAUGCCCGAAGCCUUUCGAGGGCAGUUCUUCGCGAAGAGCGAAGACCCUGCCACCACUUACGAUUACCUUAGUCGUGAGGUGGUGGCUUUUGAAGCGAAGUCAGUGUCCCUGUCCACCUUUUGGCAUAAGGAUUUGGACAAGGGAAAGCAAUGGAAAGACCGCACUAUCUCAAGGCAGGUAAAGACCAAGGAUAGCCUUGUCUUGACUUUAGAUGAGGGUAGUGUGGAUGAGAUUCCCUACGAUCAGAUUGAGUGGGGGCUAGAGGAGGCGGACAGCGGUGUGGGCCAGGGGAGGACUUACACUGGUGUCGCGGUUGGAGGGAGGCCGCAAGGAGGAAGAGGCCAGGGCCAAGGGGGCCGGGCCUCAGGGAGCCGGUUCCAGGGCGAUCAGGGGGUUGGCGGCAGAGGAGGAAACCGCCAAGUGGGAGGCAGGGGUCAAGGUCCCCCGCAAAACCAUCCUAGGAAUAGGUCUCCCUAUAGGGUAGGAGGAUGGCACCCAGGGCUACCGCAGGGUAGGCCUUGGGAAUCUUUGGGUCUGGACCAAGCUUUAUGGCAACAAUGAUUGGACCGGGGCCAGUGCAUUUUCUGCCGUGAUCCGGGCCACAUCAUCAAAUAUUGUCCUAAGUACAGAGAGACCGGAACGGCUGCCCAAGGGCCAAAAGGCAGCCGCCGGUAGGGGUAGCAACUGCCCCUACCAUUAGGCCAUGUGGGGAACAUAGCGCUAGCCGGCAGGAGACUCCCACACCACAUGUGCCUAUGGSAGAGGUUGCAGGYCGGUGUCUAGAUAGCUGUCCCGAAACUGCUUGUGUUAGAGUUUCGCUAGACACCUCCCUCACAGGCGUGGCCGAAGAAUUGAAAGAGAGGAUGCCCGCCUAGGCCAAGAUGAAGAAGGAGAAUAAAGGGCAGCUUAUAUU